GAUACAAUGUUUGUUUUCAUUUUUUCCUGACAACAAAAAUUAAACUAAAACUAAACAACCACGAAGUGUUUGUCGGCGCAAGAGUUUAGUUAUUGACCAUGUGUGAAAAUAUAUGCACCUGCACGGGGAUUUCAUUUCAAGGCACCAUACAAAAAUUACUCAAUCAAAGUUUUUUACACUUGUACAACUUUUUUAUUUUAAACAAAACAACUUAUCCUUUCCAGAUAUUAGAAUGUUCAUAAUUUAAUCAAAAUGAGUAAAGAAGAGCAGAAUUACGAUACCAACGAAUACGAUGAAGAAUCUUUUGACAAUGAGAGCUUCGAAGAUGUUCUGAGUGAUGAAGAAUCAAUACAGGAAGAAUCGAGUGAUGGGGAUGGAGAAUCGUUGAAUGAGUUGAUACCAGACAAUUCUUCUGUGAAGAGUUCAAUUGAUGAAAAUCAAAUCGAAGAAAUUGAUUACAACGAAGUUUCAAGUAUUAGCUCCGAGUCAGAGGAUUCUAAUGUUAGGCCUUAUACCAAAACUGCUGAAACUUCUAAAAUAAACAAUGAAGCUGCUCCUUGUGUUUGCUUGAAGGAUACCAAAGAAACACCAGCUUCAAUUUUAAACCAAGGUGAUGAUGUUGAUGCAAACGUAGUUGAAGGUAGAAAUGCAUCGGAAUUUCAAACAAAAACACACUCGAAAACGAGUCCACAUGAAAUAGAUGAAAGCGAAUCAGAUGAUUUUGAAGAAGAAGACUUGACUGAAAAUGUUAAAUCCCUAACAAUACAAAAUAAAGAAAGUUCCCCAGAGGUAGAAGUUCCUAAAGAAAAUCCAAAUUUAGAAAUCGAAAAGCAUUAUGUAGCCGACAACACCGGCGAUUAUUACAUCGACUGUGAUGUUUCACAAGCGUCUGAAAUUGAAUUUAUUGUAACAAGUCAAACUCCAACUAGUUUUAAUUCAGAAAGUUAUGCCUUUCAUACGGAAUUAACACGAAAACCAACACGUUCCAAUACUAGUUUGCAACAACAAAGAAACACUCACAGAAAGAGCCUUAGUUUUUCUAACGAAAGAAUGCGAGAAAUUGAAAGACAUAACCAAAUUUUACUACGUAAAAUUUUAACUCAAAAACCUCGUAAAGAGUUUUUAAAUAAAAAGAGUGAGUGUCCAAAAUUAAGGACAACGACAUCUGCUGUUAAUAGAAAAAAACAACAGCGUCAAAUUGAUUUGGAUAAUCCAGUUUUGAAGAGGAAAAUUGAGGCCAUUGCUUUACGACGACCAAAAGUUCUUUAAAUUUUUGUAUUAUGAUUUUGUUUUUAAAACUUUGAGACUUUAGACAUAUUUUUAUAUAACACCGAAGUACUUUACAUCAAUAAUAUUUCAUAUACAAUUUUAUUAGAUACUGUUUUGCAUUUUACUUGAAAAAAAAAAUGAAUUGUCAAUUUAAUUUAAUUAUUAGAGCGACAAAAGUUAAUCGUAGUUGUAUUUUAUUGGAAAAUGAAUUACGAAAGCAUUGGGCUUUGGUGGGUUCAGACGACAUAAGAGACUUGAAAUUACGACAAGUUUUUAGUAUCUGUUUAGCCAGCUGUCAAGAAAAUGCCUUCCAAUUAAGGUAACUUUAUUGGAAGUUGACUGGAAAGUUAUAAAUAAAUUAGACAACAGUAAUUUGUGAACUGUGUGCGAGUAAUGUUGUCAGAGAUGGUCGGGACCUCCAAACGUCUAAUUUGAGAAAGCACUUCUCAUGACAAGAAUUACUCCUCGCAAUGAGGGUGUACCCUUGAAAAAACUUUGUAUGGCAUAGGCAAGUCUUGAACCCAAGACCUCUGGCCUGACAGUCCAACGCAUUAACCAUCGCCACGGGUAAUACUAGUGGAAAGUUAGUCACUAAAAUUCUCCCUAACUAUCAAGUCAAGUCCACCUAUAUUACUCUAUGAUUUAUUUAUUUUCUGAACAAUUCCAUUUAAUAUUUUGUGUUGUAGGGUUCCUUGUCAAAGGCUAUAAACUGCGACACGCAAACCAAAUAAAGUCCAACGUUCACCUUACUUAUGUUUAAUCGGAUGACCCCAUCCGCGGCACUGGAUACCUAACAUCACUUUAUAUGCGAGUACUUAGCAAACAAAAAGCUGCAAGCCCUGUUAUACUCCUCAAAACUUCAUCGCAGUGGGUUAACAACAAUAUUGGCCGCUACGUAAUUCUUAAGAAUUUAGAAUCAAAUCAAAAGCACGUAGACUACAACAGCAAUUCGAUAGAAACUUUUGACUUCAAGAUCUUUCUGGGAGGAUAGGGAAUUCCUGGAAGACGAGUCAGUCCCCUUUUUUGCAGAUGGAUUACUCUGAACAACUGAAAAUAAGUCCCUCAUUCCGCCUUUCCAAUCAUUGUGCGUGUUCCAGGUGGAACUUUGAGCCAUAAAAGAGGUCUUGUCCUGGCUUAAAGAAAACGUGAUGUCAACAUCUUUUAUCCGUAUUUUCUCAGAUAGUCAGGCCGCUAUCUCUAGACCUUGUCUCUACAAGCUCUAACAGUCUAUAACUGUUGAUCAUCAUUACCAUAAAUGGAACAAUAUUGGUCGCAUUCACAAAGCUAGUGGCUACGAAGUCAAAAUUCAACUAGCUUUGUGAAUGCAAAACUACACUACAAAGCUAGUCAAUCUGGAACUGUCAUAUCAUUGACAAAUGCAAAUAUAUGAGAUGAGAAACAUUUUUGAUUUGAUAACUUUAACUUAGCUUAUUUGAUAACUUUAGCUUAGUUUUUAAAUUCAAUAAAAUGAAAUUUAAGACACAAUUUGAAUGAUUUAUAUUGAAAGAUUUAUUUCAUUUUGAAUUCGUGUGUCUUUACCCAGCAGCUGAUUCUGAAACGUCAAAAUCAUUCUCCACUAACUUUGUAGCCGAAUUUUUUACACUACGUCGGAGAGUAAAUUUCAACUAAUUUUGUAGUUAGAUUUAGCCAAUCAGAAUCCCUUGAAUACGUAGCCACUAGCUUUGUGAAUGCGACCAUUCCCCAUUCUUUCACGUUUCGUAAAGUACUCAAAUUUUCUCAUUGAACUCAGAUGAAAACCUCAAAUUCAUGUGGUAUCACAAUGUGAAAUUAAGUGUGUUUUACUAUCUCACGCGGACAGAGGCGGAUAGCUUGUAGCUUCAAGCAAAUAAGGUCGCUGAAAGGAAAGGUUUUAGGUUUUGAACAUCCUCCAUUCUGCUCUUCUUGGAGGAUUGCAGAAAGAGAAAGGACCAGCUCCGAGAACCAAAACCAAAACCCGACGAAGAAUUAAAGAACACAGGCCAAUUUUUGAUGAGAAGGAAUUAGAAAUAAAAUUAAAAAUUGAACCUGUCUCCAUCUGAUAAGAAACUUUCUUGCUUACUCAAGAGCCAAGAUUUUCUCCAGGUUAAAAGUUCUUUUAUUUUGUUGCACUUUGUGCAAGAGAUCCUAAUAAUUUGAAAUCCUUAAUAAGCAAUUCAUUAUAGAUAUCAUGACUAUUUUGUUCACAUUUUAUUGGCAAUUCUAUUUGAUGGUGCCCCUUGAAUGUUUUUUAAAGAAGCGUUGGAUAACCAAAAGGAUACAUCAUGCAACAAAAGUUCUUGGGUUGGUCCCUUUAUCUUUACUGUAAACAAACCCACUCAAAAUCUUAUCGAAAAGCAACUUCUGCUCAUUCGGAAAUGAGAUAGAAAUUCCUCCAAACUAUAUCUAGGUAUUGUCACUUCAUAAUAGUCCUCGUUUCUGUUAGGAUAGUUUUCUGUUAAACGUAAAUCACUUAAAAUCGAAAAUUUGGCAAGUAAAUUAUUAAGCUAAGAGGAAAUUUAACAUAGCUACAGAUUAAGGUUAUCUAAAUUAAAUUGUUUAGCACCUAUCAAUUCAUCAUCGUCCGACGAAUCAGUUGAAUUAUCCAUUAAAUGUUUUAUCUUACAACAAUUUCGACGUCGAAGAUUAGAUGUUUCCAUGCUUUUUGUGAACAUCUGAAAUUUGUUUUUAUUGUUUGACAGCUAUCCAACUCGUUCAACAAGGUAUCUGACAAUCCACCUAUCCAACACGAGAUUGAACGCAGCCAUUAAAACAUUUUCUAGCGGUGUUCAAAAACUCAUCUUUAUGUUUAAGUUGUGACCCCUAUCCCAUGAUUAAAAGUCUGCACGCGUCCUUGCUUAACAUACCGCUCAUGUACGACCUUCUAAUGUAUAUUAACUUAUUAACAUUAGAUUUAAGCCCUUAAGGUUAGUGCAACAUAUCAAAGUGAUUUAAUUAUCUAAUAAUAAAAAGAAUAUUUAUAAAACCUCCAAUACUUAAACAAAAAUAACAAAACAAACAACUCUAUUUAAGUUUCUGCUAAAUCCUCUUAUCUGACCUGAAUACAAAUUAUAAACACCUGCAAAUCUGAUUUCAAAAUAAAAUCAAUUGUUAAUAAAAAUAAAGACUAUAUGUAUAAAAGAAUAAAAUUAUUGACUGUUGCACAAAGUAGAAAAUAAAACUUUUAUUUUUAUAUUCUAUACACUUAGCAACAAGAAUUUUUGUCGAAAUUUUAUAAAUUGAUAGACAUAUUUUAAAACAGUCUAAUGAGAAAUCACUGUUAAACUAUCAAGUACCAUGCACAGCAAAUUUAUCGCAAACUGUCCAAAUUGAUAACUACAAUAAACCUUCUGCACUUUCCUCAAUUGACAUGGAAAAAGAUUUGAUAAGGUGAUGGAAUAGAAAUGAUAUGCAAUACAGUGCACAUCUCGUAUAACGAUUUAGGUCUGAAACCUAAACAGUCUUAUUUAUCAGAGACUUACUUUAGACUUAGGCAGUGGGUUAACAAUGUGAUUUUUUGAAUGUAGCCAUAGUUUGGUUCGGGUAACAAAAGUAGGACCACUUCGAAGCGCUAAAACUUACGAAAUGUUUUAAAACACUGAUGGUGAUCUCUAGAAUUCAGGAACUCGACUAUAAAACAAAAUGUCUUUAAAUAAAUAUACAUACGAUAUGUUCACUGUUAGCCUAUAAUAAUAUAGAUCAGCCUCCACCUAAUCAGUUUCAAUAAAAAUAGAGGCAACUGCACCGGUAGCCCGUAAAAAUGUAUAUCAUGCACCUUACAAUUGUGUUUAAUUAAGCCAUUAGGUGCGCUUCUAGAUCAAUUCCUUUAAUUGCUUCCAAUUUGUCAUCAGUUCAGUUCGUCAUUUACAUAUAUGUUAUGCAUGUAGGUACUUGCUGUGUAUAUGCAUUAUCCGAGUAAUGAAGUUGAUACUAAUCUCAUCAACCAUAUCCAUAUCAGUCAAGUCAUACGCAUAAUCUUCCAAGAUAUAAAUUUUAAGCUUUCAGUUCAGUAUUCGACGAUCGUUUGAAGUGAAAACAACUCAUAUACAAAAAUAAAUCCUUAAGCAAAAUGAAGAGUCAACCAAUUAUCGAUAAAAUUGUUGAAAAAUUACAAACUAUCGACGCAUCAAACCGAACAACAUUCCUUAUUUUUCAAUUUAAUUUUAACGCUGCCGAUGGAAGCCUUUUGAAAAGUUUUGUUCUGGAUUUGAAAGAACUUAAGAUGUACGAAGGAACUGCAGCCAGUCCCGAUAGUGAAAUAGUUAUUGGAGAUGAAGAGUUCUUUAUGUGGGCAACUAAUCAAAUUACCUACGAUGAUCUUAAAGCUAAUAAUAAAGUCGAGAUAAAAGGCAAUUUAGAAGCUGUGAUGAAGUUGAUGGAUAAGUUCCAUAAGUAAACUUUCUUAAAAUAUAGUGUUUUAUAUUUUUAUAAUUAAUAAUCGAGCAAAAGUUAAUAAAAUUUGCAUGUGUAUUUA
Eupeodes corollae is the source of this 5719-nucleotide messenger RNA. RefSeq names its product cilia- and flagella-associated protein 97. Bases 253 to 1269 code for a protein of 338 amino acids. Gene Ontology annotation, biological process: spermatogenesis. The transcript has 7 exons. Lineage: Eukaryota; Metazoa; Arthropoda; Insecta; Diptera; Syrphidae. The record is from RefSeq and is a predicted model, not a curated record.